AUUUUAACUGCCUGGCAGUCAAGAAGCAUGGAGCCUGCACAAGAACCGGAGGAGCUGGGACCUCAGACAGAAGCGGCUGCAGACACAGUUCUGGAGGUGGGAGGGAGCCUGUUCCAGGUCAGCCGCAGGGCCCUGUCCACCCACAGCCCUUACUUCGAAGCCAUGUUUUUCGGGGGAGCACGAGAGAGCUCUGAGCACCACAUCGUGAUCAGAGGGGUUGAGGCUGUGCCCUUCCGGGCACUGCUCGAGUUCACUCGCACAGCACAGGUGCUCAUAGAGCAGGAAACCGUCACCAGCUUGCUGGAAGCAGCUGAUUUCUUCCAGUUUGACAGAGUGAAACUGUUGUGUGAGAAGUUCCUGGAGAGGGAGCUGCACGUUUCCAACUGCCUGGGCCUCAUGAGCUACUCACAGCAGUUUGCCUUCAUAGAGCUGUACACCUCUGCCGUGAACGUGGCGCUCACUCACUGGGGGGACGUGAUGUGCCAGGAGGAAUUCAAGGCGCUGCCCAAAGCCUCACUGCUGCAGCUGCUGCAGAGCGACGAGCUCUUUGUUCCCCGGGAAGAUGUGGUUUUUGACAGUGUGAUGAGCUGGGUCCUGGAGGACCCGGCCACGAGAGAGGAGGAUUUCCUGGAGCUCAUUGGCCACGUCAGGGUCACCUUUCUGAGCCUCUCCUUCCUCGACUGCCUGGUGAAGCACCGCAAGCGCUCCGGGGAGGCAGACACCUUCUCCAGCCUCAUCAAGAAGUUAGACCUGUGUCCUCCACCCAGCUGGCAGAGCACAGAGCUGCGUCCUCGUGCAGGCCGGAGCUAUGACACCCUCUAUGUGCUGGGAGGGAAGCACGACAAGGACCAGCAAGAACUGUUUCUCUUUCACCCUAAAACGGGGACCUGGCAGGCUUGUUCUCCACUGCAGCGCAGGAACCUCACCCAGUAUGCAGUGGCAGCAGUAGGGAGCUUCCUGUUUGUGACAGGAGGAUAUUUCCGGGAUGAGUUUGUAUGGUACAGUGUGGAUUGGGUUCUUACCUACAACUGCUUGGACAAUAGCUGGCUGGAAGGCCCUGCCAUGAAGAAGUCCCGCAACAGCCAUUGUGCAGUAGGAGCAGGGCUCUACCUGUAUGUGCUCGGAGGGAGCACAGAUGAAGGGAUAAUCCCAGCAGUGGAGCGCAUGGCUUUGGUGGACUCCGAGUGGGAAAGCAUGAGUCCUAUGGCUCAGCCUGUGGAGAGGGGAGAUGCGGUCAGCAUGGGAACCAGGAUCUACGUGGUCUGUGGCCUGGAUGAAAAUGGCCAUGUCUAUGAUGGAGUGCAGCGGCUGAACACGGAGACAGACAGCUGGGAUGUCAUCUCAUUCUCCCCGCUUCCAAGAUAUGAUCUCUGCAUCACCUCACUAAAUGGUGCUCUAUACACCAUAGGAGGAGGAGCUUUUCGAUUCGAUGUGGAGACAGAUGAAUGGACCCAGGUAGAUGAGGAAUGCCUGACCCACAAGUUCUUCAUGGGAUGCAGCACUGUGAAUGGACGAAUUUAUCUCCUUGGACAGAGGAAGGGGAACGGUGCCCUUCCCAUUGUGGUCCUCUUUGAUCCCUACACUGAUAUGUGCCAGGUCAUCGAUAACAAACUCCCUUGUCCCCUUCCUAUUAAUGGAUGUGUUUCUGUAAGAAGAUUUGAUACCUGGGCAUGA
Molecule: messenger RNA, 1674 nt
Organism: Melopsittacus undulatus (budgerigar)
Lineage: Eukaryota; Metazoa; Chordata; Aves; Psittaciformes; Psittaculidae
Product: kelch-like protein 24
Exons: 3
Coding region: 28-1674 (548 amino acids)
Molecular function (GO): protein binding
Source: RefSeq, a predicted model, not a curated record